CACAGUUCGCCGUCGCUGGGUCGAGUUUCGAUUUCGAAGUGUAUCCGCUGCUGCAUUUCUUUUUCUUCAGUUUGUUUCAAAACGUUGCUGAGGAAAGUGUGCGACCGUCGUUGACGAUACAACUCCGUUCGUUCGCCACGAGUCUCCUUCACGCUUCGCCGUCAAUCGCAGUUAAAAGUGGUUUUAAUAGCUGGGAAAUUGUCUCCUGAUAGUUGUGAGAAACUCGUAAGGUUAAAUUCGUGUGAAAAAGGAAAUUCACGGAGUCUACCACUACACUCGCGUGCGUCGAUAGUCGAAGUCCCCAUAAAAGUCAAGAGGCGACGUCCAGUGAGACGAGGGUGAAGACGGCAAUAAGUUAAGAUCAAAAGCGGAAAAUGGCAUCAGGAGUAACUGUUUCCGAUGUCUGUAAGACAACGUAUGAAGAAAUCAAAAAGGACAAGAAACAUCGUUAUGUUAUUUUCUACAUCCGUGAUGAGAAACAAAUCGAUGUUGAAGUAAUUGGUGAUCGUAAUGCUGAAUAUGAUCAAUUUUUGGAUGAUAUUCAAAAGGGUGGACCAGGAGAAUGUCGAUAUGGCCUGUUUGAUUUCGAAUAUAUGCAUCAAUGUCAGGGCACGUCAGAAAGCUCGAAGAAACAGAAACUUUUCUUAAUGUCAUGGUGCCCAGACACUGCUAAGGUUAAAAAGAAGAUGUUGUACUCAAGCUCUUUCGAUGCCUUGAAGAAAUCCUUGGUCGGAGUUCAAAAGUAUAUCCAAGCUACUGAUCUCUCCGAAGCCUCACGAGAAGCUGUAGAGGAAAAACUUCGCGCCACAGAUCGUCAAUAAAAUAAAAACAAUACAAUACAUACAAGAAGAACUUUAAUAAAAAAUACACAAUAUUUAUAAAUAAACUAAACAAAUAAAAAAACAACAAAAACAGAAAACCAAUAUAAUUAUUAAUGAUUGCAAUUUAAAGAAAGCAAAAUGAACAUUAAGAAAUAUAACUUUUUUUAAGCAAAGUAAACAAUUUUCAGAAGAAAACAACAAAUAUAUUCUUACUCUUGUAUAAAAAGGUAAAGAACUAAGAAAAUUCAAUAAAAACGAAUUACUUUCAAACGAAAAUAUCGUAAGCAUCCGCUUUAUAAAAUAUAUUUCAUAGUGAGAAAUAUUUUUGGGGGACAUAAAUAAGAACAAGAAAGACUUUUCUAGUGUGACCCCUGUUGUUUGACUCAAUCAGGACAACUAUGUAAAUUGCAUCAUGGUGCGAAGUGUGUUUAGUUUGAGAGACGCGGCCAACACACUUUCGAGUCUUUACCAUUUUUUUUAUCUCGUUUCCUUUUUUGUACAUUUUUAUUUUCCUAUUUCUCUGAUCCUUUGAACAAAAGGUUUUUUUGAAUAGCUUGGACUUGAACAAUUUCUGCAUGUACGUUUUUUUAGAAAUAAAACUUGAAUAAUUUAUUUUCGGACGAAUA
Molecule: messenger RNA, 1447 nt
Organism: Hermetia illucens (black soldier fly)
Lineage: Eukaryota; Metazoa; Arthropoda; Insecta; Diptera; Stratiomyidae
Gene: tsr
Product: cofilin/actin-depolymerizing factor homolog
Exons: 4
Coding region: 375-821 (148 amino acids)
Biological process (GO): actin filament severing; actin filament fragmentation; cell motility
Cellular component (GO): actin cytoskeleton; actin cortical patch; cytoplasm
Molecular function (GO): actin filament binding
Source: RefSeq, a predicted model, not a curated record